This is a messenger RNA of Rotaria sp. Silwood2, 423 nucleotides long. Lineage: Eukaryota; Metazoa; Rotifera; Eurotatoria; Philodinida; Philodinidae. The record is from the annotation of a GenBank genome assembly.
AUGCAGCCUGAAGUUAAACUUGUACCCACAACAAAAAAUGUACAUAGUCGCUGUUUUUUAUUACCUAGACGUCAUGGUGUUUAUCCAACGGAGUUAAAAGAGAAUUCUCAUAGUCAUCAUUAUAAUAAUCAAGAUAAACAACGACAAAAGGUGGAAGCUUACGUUUUUAGUAAAUUAGAAGAAUAUUCGAAAAAAAAGUCCAUCAAUCUUUUACAUUUAACAUCUCUUUCUCAUAUUCGUCGACGUUUAAAACGUGAUAUUAAAUCGCUUCAUGGACAAUUUGAUUCAAAUACUGUAUCCGAAGAAAAACUUCAUCAAUGGAUUGAUGAAGUUCUUGAACAAAUCGAAUCCCAUAUAUCACAAUUACAAUCAUUAUUUCAAUCACAAGAUGAUCUUGAACAUUUUCUUACAUCNCACCUGUAG